Messenger RNA from Prunus armeniaca (apricot), 282 nucleotides. Lineage: Eukaryota; Viridiplantae; Streptophyta; Magnoliopsida; Rosales; Rosaceae. The record is from the annotation of a GenBank genome assembly.
AUGCCCCCCAACUUCUGCAUGGCGCAUGGUGGCAUCUUGAGAGAGAUCUUGGAGAAUUUGUAUUGUGUGUCGAAGAGAAGAGUUGCCGUGCAUCCCAAGCCGAGGACGGUAGGAGCGAUAGUGGCCGCUGGUGGUUGCUGUGAGAGUAUUCGAAGGAAGUUGGUGGUCUGGCCCUUGCCCAGGAUGUUGAGAGAUGGAAGUAGAAUGGUCCAGACUCUGCUGACCUGCCAACUAGGCAGGAGGAGUGUUCUGCCAGACACCCCCGUCAAAAAGGAAGGCUGA